AUGGACGCAAAUUAUACGACACCAGACUGGUGCUGGCAGUUACUUUAUGAUCCAUUUGCUAAAACGGGGGAUACUUUUCUGGUCGUUUCUCCUGGAUCGAUUCUCGUAUUUGUUUCAAAUGCAGAAGCAAUUCAUCAGAUCACAAGUCGUAGAGAUGCCUUCCCCAAACCUCUCAAAUCAUACCGUAUCCUCGAGAUUUUUGGUCGGAAUAUUAUAACAACCGAAGGAAUUGAAUGGAGGGAGCAUAGAAAGAUCUCUGCACCCACUUUUACGGAAAAGAAUAAUGCGCUGGUGUUUGCCGAAUCUUGUAUACAAGCACAGGGGAUGUUGAGAAAAUGGCUAGGUCCUGAUGGAAGAGGAGAUUUGACUUUGAAAGAAGUGCCCACCGAUACAAUGCGAAUCACGUUGCAUAUAAUAAGUAAGAUUGGAUUUGGAGUCCGUUUAUUAUGGCCAGGGGAAAAACCGAAGACCAAGGAACAAGAAUCUGUUUAUAGCAGCAAUGAAGCACCUGAAGGUCAUACCAUGAGCUUCGAGAGAUCUUUGAGUACACUUUUAGAGACUUUAAUCUGGGUUCUUUUUCUUCCAAAAUGGCUUCUGAAAUUGAUGCCUUUCCAUUCCGCUCAAAAGGCAUUGGAAUCUUUCGAAAACUGGGGUCAAUACAUGAAUGAAUUAUUUGCCCAAAAGGCUCAGGAGGCUACGGAAGGUAAAGAAAGCGAGGGUAUGGAUAUAAUGGGCUCUUUAGUGAAAAGUUCAUACGGGCCAACGAGCGCGCAAGUGUCUUCUAAAACAUCACCCAGCCGAGUUGAAAAAGGUCAAGCUAAACGAGUUGCCCUUUCGGAUUCCGAAAUCCUCGGUAAUGCGUUCGUCAUGAUUGUCGCUGGUCAUGAGACUACCGCAAACUCGAUUCACUUCUCCCUUAUGGAAUUGGCCAUCAACCCUAGAUCUCAACGACAAAUACAAGAGGAGGUCCAGAAAAUAUUUGGCGAUAGCGCCCCUGAGACUUGGGAUUAUGAUACAAAUAUAAACACCCUCUUGGGCGGUACGCUGGGAGCCACGCUCAAUGAACAACUCCGACUCAUGCCUCCUGUGGUAAAUAUCCCUAAAUCAGUGGGUCAAGGCCAUGAUCAAACAAUCUUUAUUGAUGGAAAGAAGAUAAUCCUUCCCGCUGGAGCUCAUAUCAAUCUCAAUACUGUUGGUGUCCAUCGAAAUCCUAGAUAUUGGCCGAACGAGCCCUCUAAGAUCACAUCGAGGGACGAUGAUCUCAAUGAUUUCAAACCUGAGAGAUGGCUCAUUAAGCAAGUAGGAAAAGAUGACAGCGCGGCCGAAUCUUCCGAGGAGGAUGAUUUUGGUAGCUUUACAGGGAACAACGCAUCAGCAGCGUUAUUCCGCCCAGCAAGAGGCUCGUAUAUUCCAUUCUCUGAUGGCGCUCGAUCUUGCUUAGGACGAAGAUUGGCUCAGGUCAAAAUUAUGGCUGUACUUGCUGUGAUUUUCCAAAAGUACUCGAUAGAGCUUGCUGUUGAUGAAUGGGCUACAGACGAAGAAGUUUUGGCCAUGUCCAUCGACGAGAAAAAAGAAUUGUACAGUAAGGCGCAAAGGAAAGCAAGAGAGACGAUCAGAGGGGCUACGUCAGUCAUCACUUUGAAACUCCACCCAGGUUUCAUCCCAGUGCGAUUGAUGAAGAGAGGAGAGGAGCGCUUUGUAAAUAUUGUGGAUUAG
Molecule: messenger RNA, 1716 nt
Organism: Sclerotinia sclerotiorum 1980 UF-70
Lineage: Eukaryota; Fungi; Ascomycota; Leotiomycetes; Helotiales; Sclerotiniaceae
Exons: 3
Coding region: 1-1716 (571 amino acids)
Molecular function (GO): monooxygenase activity; heme binding; oxidoreductase activity, acting on paired donors, with incorporation or reduction of molecular oxygen
Source: RefSeq, a predicted model, not a curated record